AUGAAUCGUGAACGAAAUAUCGAUGUUUCUCGUAGCAAUUAUUCGGUGAUUGAUAAAGAAUUUGGAAAUAUUCGUGAACGUUUCGAAAAUGAAAUGAAACGAGUUGAAGAAGAAAUGCAACGUUUAAGAAGGGAAUUUGAAGGUUACACGCCUUCGCGUACUACAGCACCACCACCUCCACCAUCCAGUGAUAAUCGCCAAACAAGUUAUCAUAGAGAAGAAUCGAGGAGAUACGAAUCAUCUACGCAAGGUAAUUUACCAUCGCAUAUGGCUGUUGAUCGUGAUCGUUUCUUCCAAGAUUCGGAAAUGAAUAGAACUAUGAUGUCGACUCGACCCAUUUACGAUCCAUAUUUAGAGAAUUUGAAGUCACCACUAAUAAAAGAUGAAAGUGAUGGAAAGACGUUAAGACUUAGAUUCGAUGUCGCCCAGUAUAAGCCCGAAGAAGUUACUGUCAAAACAAUAGAUAAUCGACUACUUGUUCAUGCAAAACAUGAGGAAAAAACACCGCAGCGUACCGUCUUCCGCGAAUACAAUCAAGAAUUUUUAUUACCAAGAGGCACAAAUCCGGAACUUAUCAGUAGCACUUUGAGUACUGAUGGUGUACUAACCGUUGAAGCUCCGCUACCACAAUUGGCUAUUCAACGUUAA
Molecule: messenger RNA, 648 nt
Organism: Dracunculus medinensis (Guinea worm)
Lineage: Eukaryota; Metazoa; Nematoda; Chromadorea; Rhabditida; Dracunculidae
Source: the annotation of a GenBank genome assembly